AUGGCAUCUACAUCUUCACAGCACAACACCUAUGGACCCGGCCAUGCCAUCCCUCAGGUGCAGCAUCAUGAAUGGCGAACCGCCGAGAACAGCGCCGCCCAUCUCAUCCCCCAUCUCAAAUCCACCGUGACACAGAAUCCGCACCUCAAAAUGCUAGACGUUGGCGCUGGGUCAGGAACCAUCACAGCCUCGCUGGCCCAGUACAUGCCCAGCGGUCAAAUAGUAGCCACAGACAUCUCUGAUGACAUCCUAGACCGGGCAAAGUUCCACGCGGAUCAAAGGGGCAUCAAAAACAUCACCUACCAAAGGGCAAGUGUGUACGAGCUGCCCUUUUCAGAUGCCAGCUUUGACAUCACACACGCCCAUCAGGUCCUGACACAUUUGGACGCACCAGUGGAUGCGAUUCGCGAGAUGUUGCGGGUGACGAAGCCCGGUGGCAUUGUGUCGCUUCGAGAGGCUGACAUGCGCAUGUGGUGCAUCUGGCCAGAGAUCCCUGCCCUGAAGAAGUUUCAUGAGCUCAUGGCGCAGAGCCAGGUCGCCAAUGGGGGGAACAACAUGGCCGGAAGGGAGCUGCUUUCUUGGGCGUUGAAAGCUGGGGCGAGGCGAGAUGAUGUCGAGAUUGGUUUUGGAACUUGGUGUUACGGCACAGAGCGGGAUAGAGGGCCUUGGAGUGCUUCCAUGAUGGAGCGUUUGCGCAACGGACCGAUGAGAAGCAAGGCACUGGAACUAGGUAUGGCCACAGAAAAGGGGAUUGAGGAAAUGAUUGAGGCUUGGAGAACAUGGACGGUUACCGAGGAUGCAGUCCUGGGUAUCAUGAAUGGUGAGGCUAUUAUCCACAAGGCCUGA
This is a messenger RNA of Pochonia chlamydosporia 170, 846 nucleotides long. RefSeq names its product methylase involved in ubiquinone/menaquinone biosynthesis. The record is from RefSeq and is a predicted model, not a curated record. NCBI's taxonomy places the organism in Eukaryota, Fungi, Ascomycota, Sordariomycetes, Hypocreales, Clavicipitaceae. The coding region runs from base 1 to 846 and encodes 281 amino acids. Gene Ontology annotation, molecular function: methyltransferase activity. The transcript is spliced from 2 exons.